AUGGACUGGUAUUCAUGGUUAACCAAAACCAAUCUAGACCCUUAUUUAGUUUAUGAGUAUGGGCGAGCCUUCACUCACAACGAGCUACAAAGGGGUGACACAAACUACUUCACCCAUGAGUUUCUUCAAAGCAUGGGAGUCACGGUUGCCAAACACCGGCUCGAGAUACUCAAGCUCGCACAAAAGAACAUAGGCGAAGGAUGUCCCAAAAACGGCUUCUCAAAGAUCAUGUCGGCCAUCACCAAUACUAGAUUGUUGCUUUGCAAGAAACUUGGAAAAUGUGUUUCGUUUAAACACUCGGUCCAUACGCCUAUGCCUGACCCAAACCCGUUUCGACCACAAUGGCCCGGUAUUAAUCUAAGGAAGAACAUGGGGUUUGAUGAGAAUAUGGAAGAGAAAGUGAAGAAAAAGAUGAAAUCCGGACCGUUGGAUAGAAGAGUACAAGAGAGGUAUAUGAGCCCGAAAAAGGUGUCAAGUGUUUCCGGGCCUUUGGAUAGGAAAGUGCAAGAGAACCUGAUGGUCAUGUAUGGUAGCCCGAUGGAGACUAGACAUGGCCCAAACCGUUCAGGGCCGCUUGACAUUGUGGACCAUAGUCCAAGGAUCGGGAUUCCAUAUGGCAUGGUGCAGACCGCGGGUGGCGGAGAUGAUGCGGCAGCUUCACUUUGGUCCUUAAUGUUUCAUAAUAUCAAGCCUACUUAA
Helianthus annuus (common sunflower) is the source of this 699-nucleotide messenger RNA. RefSeq lists its product as uncharacterized. The transcript has a single exon. The coding region runs from base 1 to 699 and encodes 232 amino acids. Lineage: Eukaryota; Viridiplantae; Streptophyta; Magnoliopsida; Asterales; Asteraceae. The record is from RefSeq and is a predicted model, not a curated record.